Cylicocyclus nassatus is the source of this 369-nucleotide messenger RNA. Lineage: Eukaryota; Metazoa; Nematoda; Chromadorea; Rhabditida; Strongylidae. The record is from the annotation of a GenBank genome assembly.
AUGAUAAAAGCUCUUAUUGCCUUCAAUAAGUUCAUAGAGCAACGACUUGAACCAGAUACGAGACAACGAAGUUCGCAACCGCUUACGGAAACUGAGUCAUCGCCACGAAAACGCCCGAGGGUGUCGUCACCAAUGGAAGAUGUGCCGGGAGAAAGCAAGCCGUUUGUUUUGGUUAUUCUACCUUAUGCUAUGCAUUGCAGGCUUGAUCAAAAGCUCUGUAUUGGACUUAGAGAUGGAAAAGUCAGCUCGGAAGAAGGUGACAUAGUGUCGUUGGUACUGCAAGCAUCGUUGUUUUCAUCACUCAAGCAAUUCGAUCGACCUCCAAUGGACAACGACGAGGGACUGGUGCAGCAUAUCGUAUCGUUAUAA